GAGUCCUCGAAGAGGCCGCAUGAAAGUGACAUCUCAAAAGAAUGCUUUAUUCCAACAAAGAAAACUUCUCGAGAUGAUUAUAAGAGCAGAAAAGAUAACUUCAUGCAAUGGUGUUCCAGAGAGAGAAUAAAUAUUGGCCCAAAGGUCAUGAUCAGUCGGGAGGGAUCAUGUGCCCAGUUUGGCAUGGUGGCGAUUGCAGAUGUCAAGGAAUCAGAAUGCUUGUUUGAGGUACCUAGGCACUGUGUUCUCAGGCCAGAGACAUCUAGUGUUGCAGAGAUCAUAAAGGAAGCAUCAGAUCAGCUCGUGAGCGAAAGUGGUUGGGUGAAGCUUCUGAUAUCGCUGUUGUAUGAGUACACAAAUCCUUCAUCUAGGUGGAGGCCUUAUUUUGAAAUGGUUCCUGAAUUCUCCGAGGUGGACCUGCCAAUGUUCUGGGACAGGUCUGAGAGACUGGUAGAGUUGAGAGGAACAGGAGUAGAUAUGGCUGUAGAGAAAGAUCUUGAAAACGUCAAGAAAGAAUUCAACAAUAUUGUUUUGCCAUUUAUCAGGAAACAUGAUGAUAAAUUCCCAGUUCAGUGUCAAAGUAUAGACUUGUACAAGCGAAUGGUGGCAUUUGUCAUGGCAUACAGCUUCACUGAGCCAGAGAGAGAAGAGGAUUCUGAUAUCGAUACAGAGGAUAUGCCCAUUACUAAAUCACCUCCGAUGAUGGUUCCAGUGGCAGACAUACUUAAUCACAUAGCAAAGAAUAAUGCUAGUUUGCAGUUUGGGAAGGAGAGCCUAAAAAUGGUUGCAACGAGAGAUAUAAGAAAGGGUGAAGAAGUAUACAACACAUAUGGUCAAUUGGCGAACAACCAGUUAUUACACAUGUACGGAUUUGCAGAGCAGUAUCCUGACAAUCAUUUUGAUACAGUCGAUAUUCCAAUGAAGUUGAUUUAUGAAGUUGCAAAGCAGGAAACGGAAGAUGUGGAUCUUCUUGAUGAGAAGUGGGAAUUUCUCCAAGGCAUGGAUUUGAUACCAGAUGACGGGGUAUUUGUCAUUGGAGCAGACGGUGUGCUUACAGAAGAGGAACUGUAUCACACAUUGAAAGUUUUGAAUCUGAAUCGGGCCGAGUUUGAAGACCAUCGUGAGAAAGAGGGUUGGAGUGACGAUAAUGAAGAUGAAGAAAACAUGACCUUUGCCAACAUUCCCUUGCUGCCCCAAUCAUGGAAGGUAUUACUUGCCAAGGUGCUGCAAGAAACAUUUUCAGGAUAUGCACAAUCACCGGAAGAGGAUGAAAAACAGUUGCAGAAUCUCAGCACCUUGUCAAGACGGAAGAAAUAUUCAUUAUUCGUACGGAAUGGCCAGCGGAAAUUGUUACAGAGACUCUUACAGUGUUGUCAGUAACUUUUUUCGCCUCUCAUCCAUAUUGUCACUGGGGCCAUCAUACAUUACGAAAUAUGCUCUGGAAAUUUCAUUGUUCAUUACAUCUGCAUUUUCAAAAUAAAUGCUUUUUCGGCUGUUUUUUACAAAUACGCAACAUUUAAUCAUGAAGAUACCUGUAUUGUCUGAAAUAAGCAAAGUUUUUGUGUGCCAUGUUGAUAUUUUGUUUCAUCUUCAUUAAUGUUCAUGCAAUCAUGUGUUAGCAUGCUGUCAUGCUAACUUGCUUUCUAACUACUGGGCCUCGGCAGUACAAAGUUAGGUUAGUAUUGAAUGACUUGAAUGGAAUUUAAAGCUCCAGGACCACACAGUAAUCCCACCAAGCUUGCAAUUGUUUGUGAUUACAUGUGUACAGAAUCAUUAAUUCCAAAGAGGCGCGUAUAUUUUUUGUCAUUCCUACAUGUACAUGUAGUUUAUGAGUUCUGUAUAAAGUGUUGUGUGAGUUGGUGUAUCUUUAGAGUACAUUUAAAGUACUUGAGUACUUUCUUACAUGUAUAUUGGUCUCCAUGUUAGUUUAUUCAUCAUCUUGACCACCAAGGUUUUUACAUCUCAUCUGUUUAAUUCUUAUAUCUUCAGAAUGACCUGAUGUAAAAUCCUAGUUCGGGAUGUACAUUCAUGUGUCGAUUUGUGAUUGGAGUACAGUUGAGCCCCUUUGUUAAAGACAAAAUUUCACGGCCCACAGGAUGUCUUUUAAACACAAAUACCUGUUAUUCUGAUGUACUUUGUUGAAACUAGCCACUGAUUUUUGGUAGUCUGCCAUGACAUUGCAGGAUUAUUUUCAUUAACCCACAAAAUGUGCAGCUGUUAAAUGUAAAUGUAUUCAGGCUUGGAAUGUCUUGUUGGAUCAAAGUUAAAAUGAAGAGGUGACACCACAUUUUUUUCGCUGAAAUAAAGUUGCAAAAAAGAAGGCAAACUCUGUUUAAUAGCAGCCAUAAUUGUUAUUGUUUGUUUACAAUAUCUUGGUAAUGUAAUGAUUAUCUUCCGCUAUAGAUAGAGUAUAAUUUGUCAGUGUAAUAUUAAUGCAUUUAAGUAAAAGUGUGUGUAUUGGUGGGCAUUUUCUUCCUACACAAAACUACCUUUAUGUAAGAACUGUAAGGUGAAAUUAGUGUCUUUUGAUUAAAAAAUGCUAU
This is a messenger RNA of Lineus longissimus, 2543 nucleotides long. Its product is annotated as N-lysine methyltransferase SETD6-like. Gene Ontology annotation, molecular function: protein-lysine N-methyltransferase activity; protein binding. The coding region runs from base 103 to 1380 and encodes 425 amino acids. Gene Ontology annotation, biological process: peptidyl-lysine monomethylation. The record is from RefSeq and is a predicted model, not a curated record. NCBI's taxonomy places the organism in Eukaryota, Metazoa, Nemertea, Pilidiophora, Heteronemertea, Lineidae. The transcript is spliced from 10 exons. Gene Ontology annotation, cellular component: nucleus.